CCUGUUGCGACGCGGUACACGCACCUCUCUCCUCUGCUCUAGUCGAUGCGGGCAGCCCGGCCAUUGGCAGAGCGCCGAGCAUGUGUCACUGGGUGUCACUGCUGGAACGGUCCCCGACGGGACUAUCAGAUUGCAACUUAAGCAGCUGAUCUAAAUAAACAACGAGCCAGUCAUUGCCGAUUGCUUGUGUCUCAAUGUCAGAUGCAGACCCUCGGGGUGUCAAGGACGAGUAGUCAUCCCAAGUGGAAGAAACCGUCUCCCUCUCCGUGUCCAUCUCUUCAACUCCCGCCCGUCGUCAAAUCAGCUUCAGCGUCCUCAGCCCCAUCAUUGACGUACCCUUAUUGCUUAUCUCUCCCUGCCUCCACAUAACUCCCACGUUGGCCCCUUGGAUGGCGUUCCAUAUUUAGCCUCACUUUCCUCGUCAUCUGUUCCCUUCUUUCCUCUUUCCCGCGUCAUCCGCUGCUCCAUCUCGACAACAUCAACAAUAAUCCACUAACAAGCCCGCCAGUUUGACUAUAUCAUAUUCUUGUUCCGCGUUUUCUUGGUCAACCACAACCCAUAACAAUCAACCGCCAAAAUGCCAGGUGUUCCUUUCGACGCGUUCACCAACCUGAAGGCGAAGCUCAGGGCUGCCUUCAAGAAGCCCACUGAGAAGAGGGCGUCCAAGCCCGUCGACCACGCUAAGCCCACCGAGGCUGCUGCUGAUGCCGCUCAGCACGACCCUGUUGCCGCUGCCGCUCCUCCUGCUCCUGCCAAGGAUGCCACCAAGCCCGCUGCUGCUGCUGCUGCUGCUCCCGGUGCCGUUGAGCUAGCUGCCAACGAGGCCCCUCAAGAAGCCCCCAAGGAGGCCGCCAAGGAGGAGACUCCCGCUGCGGCCCCCGCCGCUGCCCCUGUCGAGGUUUCUGCCGAGCCCCCCGCUGCCAAGGCUGUUCCGGCCGAGAGUGCCGCUCCCGCCGCUGUUGCCGCUCCUGCUGAGGAGAAGAAGGAGGAGGAGAAGGAAGAGAAGAAGGACGAGAAGAAGGAGGAAGCUGCUGCUGCUGCUCCUAGUGAGAACACCCCCGUUCCUAGCAUAACCCCCGCUCCUGAGGUCGCUGCACCUGCGGUAGAAGCCCCCGAGGUUGCCGCUGCCCCUGAAGUCGCUGUUCCCGAGCAGAAGAAGGAGGAGGAGGAGGAGAAGGAGGAGAAGAAGGAAGAGGCUUCUUCUCUUCCUGAGGUUGUCAGCGCCCCCUUCGAAAUCCCCGAGAUCGCCGCCCCUGAGUUUGCUGGUGCCCCGGUUGCUGCUGCUACCGAGGCUGCCGCUGUGCCCGUGGCUGUCGUUGAUGAGAAGGAGGCUGUUGCCGUCCCCGCUGCUCAUGAAGUCAAGAAGGUUGUGGAGGAGGCUUCCGCUGCCCCUGCUGAGACUGAGACUCCUGCUCCUGCAGCUGCCGUCGCCGAGCCUCCUGCUGCUGUCGCCGCUCCCGCCGAGACUGCUGCCCCCGCCGCCCCCGCCGCCGAGGAGAAGAAGGAGGAGAAGAAGGAAGAGGAGGCUGCUGCUGCUACCACCGCUUAAACGACACGAUGACUGGAUCAUCAUGGACUUUGUUAAGCGCGACUGCGAAGCGAUGUGUUUGUUGAAGACUGGGUGCGGUUUGCCAAAAGUGAACUCGGAAAAAAAUGUACGGCGGAUUUGGAUGGCUUGGCUAGACCGAGGAUGAGGACGGAAAGACGGUACGGGAGGUCGAGGCGUUGCAGGAUUGGACUGGGACACGCUCAGUUUCGGUGUCCCCUCAUGGGUUUCUACGCUAUCAUGUUUUCGGUACUGCGUCAUGUUGGCGGGAUAUGUGUUACCGACGAUACCAGGGUCUAAUUCCCUUUUUUUAAUUAGUUUCUGAUACCCAACUAUUACUUGUCACCUACUUACGUCCACAAAGACACAGCCGUUCGAUGGAGUGUUGAAUACCGUUGCGGUGAGUAUCAUUUCAUCGUCAGUAAACAAGGGGAAAAGAAUCGACAAUAUGAAGCAGUUCCAGA
This is a messenger RNA of Neurospora crassa OR74A, 2010 nucleotides long. RefSeq lists its product as hypothetical. Bases 578 to 1549 code for a protein of 323 amino acids. Lineage: Eukaryota; Fungi; Ascomycota; Sordariomycetes; Sordariales; Sordariaceae. The record is from RefSeq and is a predicted model, not a curated record. The transcript is spliced from 3 exons.